This is a messenger RNA of Spirodela intermedia, 709 nucleotides long. NCBI's taxonomy places the organism in Eukaryota, Viridiplantae, Streptophyta, Magnoliopsida, Alismatales, Araceae. The record is from the annotation of a GenBank genome assembly.
AUGGAUGAAAAAUCAGUUGGUGGGCAUAGAAUUUUUCAGCUACAUGAACUAGAGGAGUUGAGGAAUGAAGCUUAUGAAAAUCAUAGAAUAUAUAAAGAAAAAACUAAAACUUUUUAUGAUAAAUACAUUAGUAGAAAAAAAUUUGAUGUUGGACAAAAAGUGUGGUUAUAUGAUUCUAGGCUGAAAUUAUUCCCAGGAAAAUUAAAAUCAAAAUGGAAAGGGCCUUAUGUGGUGGAAGAGACAUAUGAUCAUGGGGCUGUAAUGAUUAAAGAUCCUAAAAGUGAUCUGACGUGACUCAGUCGUUGUAUAUUAAUUCACGCAAAUAUAAAAUUUAUAAAACUAGAAAAUACGAAUUUUCGGAUAUUUAAAAGUAUUUCUGAAUAAAUAUAUCAAUUAUAAUUCAAUAAAACUUCCAAAAAUAGCAGUAAUUUUCCAAGUCGAUCACAGGGAUGUAAUAUAAUAUCUGGUAAUUAUUCAGAAUUUUUCUCAAUAAAUACGAUUUUCUAUGACUUUUAUACUAGGAAAUAAAAAGAAAAUAUAUUUAAAAUUCACAAAAAAGGGAAAUAAGGGUGCAGGCGUCAGGAUGACGUCAGCGCCUAGCGAACGCGAAUCGGGCAGAAACAGAGUUCCGCCUGACUAUUCUUACGUAAGCGAUUACAGAUGAUUUAAUUAAUCAAAUUAAGAUCUGUAAAAGCCGAAAGAAUCAUAA